AUGGUGUGCCUCCUGCUAGCGGCAACCCUUCUCUUUGCCGUUGCCGGCAAUUCGCAGCUUACGGCAACGACGACGACGCUAUUCUCAACUUUCCGUCGAACAAAGACGAUUCUUCGGGGUACAUGUGGCUCGAACUUGGAUGUUUUGCCUCUAUGUGACAAUAUACAGUGGGGUUCGUUCAAUUCCAGGACUCAAGAUAAAGCUUCGACUUCUCAGAUGACAAAUCCUUCAACAAGCGCUCCCGAUACGACCUCUUCGUUCUCCCAGAGCACAAUCGUCUCUACGAGUACUGUAUCGAGUAACGCCGGCGCUCCAACAGAAUUCCGGUUAAGAGCUCUUAUUCCAGGCUUUGAUGAUGCAUAUGUGAAUACAACAUACAAUGGGCCAAUUAUCAUCGAUGUCGAUGCAGAAAAUAGACUUCUCCAACGGGACGAUUUACUCAACAAUCCUAUACCCAGAGUCGUAAAUAACGCCGACUUUAAGCUUACGCCAGAAGGAACAAUCAGUGCAAUAAGUGCAAACCAGCGCCUUGUCGUAUAUAGACGCCAGACGAGUAGUGUUGGGACGCCAAAUGACUAUGGAGAUGUCUUGAUCCUGCGAGGAAAUACUCUAGCGGAUAAUGAUCUCUCUCGUAAUUGGUAUUUUAAGGGCUGCAGUUUGGAUUUACAGAAUCCGUCUACCUUUCAGCUCUAUAGGGUGUAUCUGCUUCAGAUAGAAAGGACGAGGUAUGCCGUAAAGAUGGGAGCAGUAGGAGCACAGGUUCCCUUGACUUUUGAGGCAUAUGACCUCUGCUAUGAACCAGCUGUCCGUUCGAGUACAUCAACUUCCAGCGCAAGGACGACCUUACCUAUCAGCUCUGUUAUUUCUAGCUCAUUAUCAUCAUCGUAUCGGCCACCUAGCACGUCAUCCGAUCUGUCAUCUAAUGUACCCGAAAGCUCACCCGCUAUGAUAUCGUCUACUCCAUUGUCUAGUUUGUCUUCAGAGACAUCCUCGAGUUCAUAUAUGCAAUCGCCAUCCAGUUCAGCUUCAAGCGUGAUGCUUAAUGCUUACGAUAUUAUCACACUCGAAGCACUGUACUCAUUUUGUUCCAACCUACUACGCUCCACGGUGACCUCGACAUCUUCGACGGUUACAUCAUCCUCUAGUGCAGAAGUAUCAACAAAAAUAAUCACUUCAUCAGAACUCGUUGUAUGUACCAGUUCCCAUAUCGAAUACGUUUCGACAUCCUAUAUCCCUACAGAGACAAGCGUCACAGAUCUACGACAAAAGAAAGCUUCUAUCGCAAAAAGGCAAGAGCCAUAUACAACCCCAGCCCCUUUAACCUCCUUCAAUGAUGCCGAAGUCAGGGCCGGCUGCUCUAGUGCCAUUGCAGCACCAACAACCACGGUAGACUCGACAACCACGAGCGUUGUUGUCAUUCCUUAUCCAUCGACCACAGAUUUCAGUUCCACGGAGACAAGUUACUCAACGGAACUGGUUUCAAGUACCAUUCAAUCCGUCCUAACUUCUACCAUUGCGGCGAACGGCUAUUAUAAAAUGAAAAAUGAUAGUCUCGGGACUUUCGACAACUAUUACUUUUGGAUUGACCCCAAAAAUCAUCAAGGUACCCUACCCGAUACCACACCCAUAGCGAACACAACGAGGGAAACAUUUUGGCAAGCAAUAUGGGACGGCACCUCGGGGGGUUGGAGGUUGAGAUACGACUGGUGGCGUUUUAUCAAUGGAGUCAAUACCACCGAGUCAUUUUAUCUCGUAUAUUUUACUACAAUACCGAAUCCCCAAAGGAUACAAGCUAGGUGGCUUGGAAUAACGAAAAACACCGCUAUUGUAGGAGCUGGGAAAAUGCUACAAUACACUUUAUUUGACAUUAAUGAUGGGUAUGCAACGAUACGUCCAUCGUUGGAAGGAACCAGAACUACGCUAUGGACUUGUCUGGAUGGAGGCACUGCGCAACGGCCUCCAUCAUUUUGGUAUUAUGCGAGUACUGGCUGGACCGACUUCGUCAACACUGCACUGGACGGCCCAAAUGACAAUGGGCAAUAUGUUACAUAUACGUUGCAUGACUGUGUUGUAGUCCCCGGAUUCCAUAUAUUAGGAUGGUGA
Molecule: messenger RNA, 2103 nt
Organism: Orbilia oligospora ATCC 24927
Lineage: Eukaryota; Fungi; Ascomycota; Orbiliomycetes; Orbiliales; Orbiliaceae
Exons: 1
Coding region: 1-2103 (700 amino acids)
Source: RefSeq, a predicted model, not a curated record